AUUUCAAAACAAACCCGGGAUUGUUGUUUUAACAUGCGAGUGUUUACUCUGAGUUAGCUGGCUGUUGCAGACGCAGCCCAAUUCCUAAUUUGAAGGGGAAAACCCGCGGUUAAUAAAAUGGACGCAGGUGAAAAGCUCGACUCCGGUACCAACGAUAAGUGUGUGCAUGUUCCUCAACCGCCUUCAAUCGAGGAUUUCACCGUUUUGAAGCCCAUCAGCCGCGGAGCUUUUGGCAAAGUCUACCUUGCACGGAAGAAGUGCAAUUCGCGAUUGUAUGCCAUUAAGAUGAUGAAGAAAGCGGACAUGGUUGACAAAAACAUGACGGGCCAGAUGAAGGCAGAGAGAGAUGCGCUUGCUUUGAGCAAAAGCCCCUUCGUGGUUCACCUGUUUUACUCCCUUCAGACAGCCACCAAGAUCUACCUGGUAAUGGAAUACCUCAUUGGUGGAGAUGUCAAAUCUCUACUUCACAUCUUUGGGUAUUUCGACCAGGAUAUGUCUGUAAAAUACAUUUCCGAAGUUGCGUUGGCUUUGGACUACCUCCACCGCCACGGAAUAAUCCACAGGGACUUGAAGCCGGACAACAUGCUUAUAUCCAACAAAGGUCACAUCAAACUGACAGACUUCGGCCUCUCUAAAGUCAAGCUUGACCACGAGCUGAGCCUUAUGGAUAUCCUAACCACGCCAUCUUUGGCGAAACCUACAAAGGAUUACUUCCGCACCCCGGGUCAAGUCCUCUCUCUAAUCAGCAACAUUGGAUUUAAUUCACCAGCGGGAGAAGGCAAGCGUCACUGCAGCGCAUCCUCUGUGUUUAGCCCCAAGUCCUGUGGCAAAAUGAAACACAAGAAUAGCUCUCUCGGAUCUCCCUUGUUGAAGAAAAAAGAUCAGCAGUACUCUCCGGUUCCUUGGAAAAUGGGACCCAACAAAAUGAUGUUCAGCCCUCACAGCCUGGCUACAAAUCUGACCCCCUCACUGCUGAAGACCAGGAAGAGGUUUGAGACGAUGAGCGCGGGCAGCACCACCGACACCGAAGGUGGCAUCAGUCCACUGUGGGAGUGUGAGCUGAAAGAAAACGAACCCGCUAACGGCCAGAAGGGGAGACAGCCUUCCGAGUCCAAAGGGCCUGACCGGGCGUGUGCGCCCACGAAGCCGGCCUCCUUUGGCUUCUCCGACAAGUCCAGCGGCGUUCUCCCGGACCCAGAGAAGGGGUCUCGCGCCAUCGACCCGGAGUCCGUUUCCACCGCUCCGGGUGAAAGCUGUUCCUCCGCCUCGUCUGCGAAGAGGAAAUUCUCUGACGUUGAGGGAAGCCCCGAGUUUUUGGAGCUCCAAGCCAAGAAGAGCAACGCGGCUUCUACGGGACGCUGCGAGGAUCCGGGAGAGACGGCGACGUUCCACACCGGCCUGACGGGGACGUUUUCCACCGUCCGCAUCGACGGCUUCGUGGCCUCUGAGGGGUCGGCGGAAUGCCGAAUCCCGAAGCGCUCCAGCCCCAUCGUCGUGACCAAAAGCCCGUUCGCCGACCCGGAGGAGCCGCCGGAGGACGUGUUCGAAGACGGCGCCAAAGGCCCGUCUCACUCGAGUUUCACGUCGCCGCUCACCGGGAACACCGACAUCUGCCGGAGCCUGAGCCUCGACUCCGACGGGUCGGCGCACGAAACGUCGCUCGCCGUCGACGGCAGCGCGUCUCCCCCGCCGGGCGAGCGUUCCAAAAGCAGGAAGUCGGAGCCCGAUGGGAGCAAAGACUGGUCCAUCUGCGAUUCGCUCCCACCGACAAAGUCCGAAACACCGAAAUUCGGCACCUUCGGCGGGGGAGGGUCUCAGUGCUCCUUCCUCAACCGGCUCCCCGAGCACGGCGCCGCACAGUCGCCCUCGUUCCUCAAGCCGCGGAACGUCGUGGUUUUCCGCAGCUACUGCAGCUCCAUCAACCGCUCCAGCGUGUCGGGGGCGUCCCGACUCAGCGGCGGCUCCGUCGGCGCCAUGGACGUCUCCGCCGCGGCUGCUCAGCACUCGAGCAUCGCGACGCCGGUGCAGAAGAGGCCGAGCUCCAACGGCUCCCUGUGUCAGACUCCUCAGGCCACGUCGACCUCUCACACGCCCUUCAGGACCCCAAAGAGCGUCCGGCGGGGGGCUCUGCCCGUCGUGGGCGCCCACAUUUUAGGAACCCCCGACUAUUUGGCUCCCGAGCUCCUGCUGGGAAAAGCACACGGAAGUCGUCAGUGUGACUGCAUGGUGGACUGGUGGGCGCUUGGUGUGUGUCUUUUCGAGUUCCUCACAGGCGUGCCACCGUUCAACGACGAGACGCCUCAGCUGGUCUUCCAGAACAUUCUCAACAGAGAUGUUCCCUGGCCUGAGGAAGAGGAGGAACUGUCCGUAAACUCGAGGAAUGCGAUUGAAAUUCUCCUGACCAUGGACAUGACGCAGCGAGCCGGUCUGAAGGAACUCCGGCGCCACCCGUUGUUCGAGGGCUUGGACUGGGACGACCAGCAGAACCAGACGAUGCCGUUCAUUCCGCAGCCGGAGAACGACACCGACACCUCGUACUUCGAGGCGAGAAACCAGGCUCAGCACAUCGCCAUGUCGGGCUUCAGCCUGUAGAGUGACACACACACACACACACACACACACGCACACACGCAAGAGUUCUAAUAAAGCACAGGCUCGGUCCAUUUUACAAAUUCAUACACAGUAAUGGUGUAGAUUCUGAUUGUUUUUCUGUUCAAGCUUGUAAUAUUUUAAACUUUUUACCUCCGUGCAAUCAUAAGAGCCACAAAACCAACUGCAUCGGUCGACUGCGCAGUGAGUUACGAGUCUCCUAUUUUAAACUUAGUAUCUUAGUAUUACCAUAUUACAGUUAUGUCUCUUAAAUGUAUUUCUGCAGAAUAGUGUUUGCUACGGCUUCUCCUUCAUAAUUUGUUUUAUUUAUAUAUAAACAUAUAUAUAAACAUAUAUAUAUAUAUGUUUAUAUAUAUACAUAAACAUAUAUAUGUUUAUAUAUAUAUGUGUAUAUAUGUUUAUAUAUGUAUAUAUAUGUUUAUGUUUAUAUAUAUGUUUAUAUAUAUGUAAUGUUCCUCUGCCGAUGAGUUAAUUCUGGUAAUAUAUUCAUAAAUAAUCUAUUUUAUGUGUAAAUGUUGUUAAUAACUUUUUGUGUUGUUUUAAGUCUUUUGUGUCGGAAGUGUUUUUCGCUGCUUUUAUGCCGCCUGUUUGUAAUUGUCGUCUCCCGUCCCGUUUUCCACACGACUCGUGUUUUUGUUUUUUAGAUAAGUUCACGAGGCUGCUUGUGAAUUUUUAUCUCGUUCACUGAGGAAAAAAACAAAUAAAAUCUUGUUUGUAACACGG
Messenger RNA from Pseudoliparis swirei, 3333 nucleotides. It is a transcript of the gene mastl, whose product is annotated as microtubule associated serine/threonine kinase-like. Bases 118 to 2592 code for a protein of 824 amino acids. The record is from RefSeq and is a predicted model, not a curated record. Gene Ontology annotation, molecular function: ATP binding; protein serine/threonine kinase activity. Gene Ontology annotation, biological process: peptidyl-serine phosphorylation; intracellular signal transduction. Gene Ontology annotation, cellular component: nucleus. Lineage: Eukaryota; Metazoa; Chordata; Actinopteri; Perciformes; Liparidae. The transcript is spliced from 13 exons.